CGCCGGGUACCGCCCAUGGCCCCGCCCGCACGAACCCCGCGCCCGCCUCCGCACACACGCACUUCCCGCCACGCCUCCUCGCGGACCUCCACCGAGCCCCGCGGAGCCCAGCAAAGCGAGCCAGGAGCGAUGGACGGCCGAGUGCAGCUGAUCAAGGCCCUCCUGGCCCUGCCCCUCCGGCCCCAGGCGCGUCGGUGGAGGAACCCCAUUCCCUUCCCCGAGACGUUUGACGGCGACACCGACCGGCUCCCGGAGUUCAUCGUGCAGACGGGCGCCUACAUGUUAGUGGACGAGACCCUGUUCUCCAGCGAUGCCCUGAAGGUGACGUUCCUCAUCACCCGCCUCACCGGGCCGGCCCUGCAGUGGGUGAUCCCCUACAUCAGGAAGCAGAGCCCCCUCCUCAACGAUUACCGGGGCUUCCUGGCCGAGAUGAAGCGGGUCUUUGGCUGGGUGGAGGACGAGGACUUCUAGGCCGGGAGCCCCUCGGGCCUUGGGGGCGGGUGCUCGGGGGAGGGUCCGCUGCGCCAGUCGCCGCCGCCCAGAUGGCCACGGGCGUCCUCCCGCCGCGCCUCCUCCCUCCCUCACCUUCGAGUCGCCGCGAUCUCCCCCGCGCUCGCGUCCCCUCCCGCGUAGUGCUUGCCUUUGUUCCAGGAAUAGCGCUCCAGGUUCCCGCUGCCGCCGCCGCUGCCGCCGCCGCCGGGCCUGGCUCUGGGGCGGCCGCCGCCCUCUCCGGCCAGCCCGGCCCCUCCCAUGCACACUUGGACUCGGUCCUGCGCUCCAGCUGCAAGCCGGGCUCCCGUUACACACGGGACAGACCACCCACGGCCCGGCCGCUGCCAGCCGCCCGCCCCCUGCCCGACUGCCAGGCCCGCAUCCAGGUGCCCAGAGACCUUCGCUGCCACUGCCGCUGCCAUCCCGGUCCACCGCGUCCCGCCGACACACUACAGCCUUCAGCGGUCCGGACUCACCCGGGAGGUAUCUGAGCUG
This is a messenger RNA of Camelus dromedarius (Arabian camel), 987 nucleotides long. RefSeq names its product retrotransposon Gag-like protein 8. Lineage: Eukaryota; Metazoa; Chordata; Mammalia; Artiodactyla; Camelidae. The record is from RefSeq and is a predicted model, not a curated record. The coding region runs from base 16 to 471 and encodes 151 amino acids. The transcript has a single exon.